AAUCGUAUUUGCAAAGAGAAGGAAGUCAUGGGUCGCCGUCCUGCCAAGUGCUACCGUUUCCAGAACAAGAAGCCGUUCAUCAAGUCCCGCUACUGCCGCGGUGUGCCGGACUCCAAGAUCCGCAUCUAUGACGUCGGUAACAAGAAGGCGUCCGUGGAUCUCUUCCCGUUCGUGGCGCACUUGGUGUCGGACGAAAAGGAACAAUUGUCGUCGGAAGCGUUGGAAGCUGCUCGCAUUUCCGCCAACCGGUACUUGUCCAAGUUCUGCGGCAAGGACAACUUCCACAUGCGCAUCCGUUGCCACCCUUUCCAAGUGUUGCGUAUCAACAAGAUGUUGUCGUGCGCUGGUGCCGAUCGCUUGCAAACCGGUAUGCGCCACGCUUACGGCAAGCCCACCGGUGUCGCCGCCCGCGUCGCCAUCGGCCAACCCAUUAUCUCGGUGCGCUCCAAGGACUCGUUCGGCCCUUCCGUCGUCGAAGCUCUUCGCCGUGCUAAGUUCAAGUUCCCUGGUCGCCAAAAGGUGUUGGGCUCCAAGAAGUGGGGCUUCACCAAGUACGAACGUGACGUGUACGCCAAGCUCCGCCAAGAAGGCGUGCUCGCGUUGGACGGUAACCACGAAAAGUACAUUCCCAACCACGGCAAGCUCCGCGCUCCCCGCGUCUACAAGUAAACGUACAAGGACCUGGCUCGUAACUUAAACAACACACACACACUUUGCGAUUGUUGAUCUAAACGGUGUCACAGAUUCAAUACUAGGAAGGAAAUAAUACAUCGUGAAUAGGAAUGAUGACCCUGUGACACGGUUUUUCGGUAGGUUGCUGCC
Molecule: messenger RNA, 822 nt
Organism: Aphanomyces astaci
Lineage: Eukaryota; Oomycota; Saprolegniomycetes; Saprolegniales; Verrucalvaceae
Product: 60S ribosomal protein L10
Exons: 1
Coding region: 28-669 (213 amino acids)
Biological process (GO): translation; ribosomal large subunit assembly
Cellular component (GO): ribosome; cytosolic large ribosomal subunit
Molecular function (GO): structural constituent of ribosome
Source: RefSeq, a predicted model, not a curated record